UUCAUAUUCUAUUGGUUCUUUAGGCCUUUCCUUCAUCUCCCUACUACCCACCCUAUCAAAGAUGAAGAUUUUAUCCGUCACUCCUACUUUUGGAAUUGGAAAUUCAAUCUUACAAAUGGAAGGAGAAAAGAUGAAGUUGAAGAAGUUAGUGAAGGGCUUAGCUCCGCCUCUCUUAGCUGCCAUUUUAGCCUUAUCUCCUCUAUCCAACACCCCACUGUCAAUAGGACAAACAACUAUGGAUAUACAAAAAGGAGCCAUCUUAUUCAAUCGUUCUUGCAUUGGAUGUCAUGAUACUGGUGGAAAUAUUAUUCAACCAGGUGCUACGCUUUUUAUGAAGGAUUUGCAAAGAAAUGGGGUAGAUACCGAAGACGAAAUAUACAAAAUUACUUACUUUGGCCAGGGAAGAAUGCCGGGAUUUGGUGAGAAUUGCAGUCCAAGAGGCCAAUGCACAUUUGGGCCACGUUUACGGGAUGAAGAGAUUAAAUUGUUGGCUGAAUUCGUAAAGUCGCAGGCUAAUCUUGGGUGGCCAACCAUUGAAAUUGCUCAGGAUUUACCUUGAAACAAAUAUUAUUUAUUUUUUUGUGCAAAUGAAGUUGUUAUAAUGUAUAGGUGUACUAUCAAAUCACAUUUGAUUUAUGAAAAAAAAUUGAAAUUAAAAUUCA
Molecule: messenger RNA, 662 nt
Organism: Mercurialis annua (annual mercury)
Lineage: Eukaryota; Viridiplantae; Streptophyta; Magnoliopsida; Malpighiales; Euphorbiaceae
Product: cytochrome c6, chloroplastic
Exons: 6
Coding region: 62-559 (165 amino acids)
Molecular function (GO): heme binding; electron transfer activity; iron ion binding
Source: RefSeq, a predicted model, not a curated record